Tilletiaria anomala UBC 951 is the source of this 1977-nucleotide messenger RNA. RefSeq lists its product as uncharacterized. Gene Ontology annotation, cellular component: SAM complex. The transcript is spliced from 2 exons. The record is from RefSeq and is a predicted model, not a curated record. Bases 1 to 1977 code for a protein of 658 amino acids. NCBI's taxonomy places the organism in Eukaryota, Fungi, Basidiomycota, Exobasidiomycetes, Georgefischeriales, Tilletiariaceae.
AUGGCGACAACGACGCCAGAUCCGGAUAUGGAGGAAUGGCUCACGCUCCGCUUGCGUGCGUACGUGGGUCCUUCGCCCGCAGCUCAACAUCAAGAGGUACUGCCAACAAUCGACCCGGAAAGCCUUUUCACAGCGUCCCUUCUCAAGGAGGCGUUUCCGCGGAAGAGCUCAACCCCCGAGCUUGACAAAGCGGAGGAGCGUACAGAGUAUCCGGCAUGGGUCCUCGAUCUCCUGCCGGCCCGGUCACAUCACGGACCGACGCUUGUUUCUAGCAUUGCAAGCAACGGUCUCAUUCAUCCAAGUUCAAAUACAGAAGAAGACAGCCUGAACAGCAAACAAGCUCUCCUUUCAUUUUUGAAGCCGCAUAUCCCAGCUCAAGCAGCACCAAAGGAAGCGGCAAUUGGGGCGACGGCCUCCAAGUGUAUUGCACUGCAAGCAUACCUGGAGCGUGAGCUCGCCCCUCUCGUGCUGCACUAUCUCUAUGUGCUUGAUGAAAAUUUCAAGCAGAUUACAGUGCCCGCAUACGUGGAGGCACAUCUGAAUGCUGCGGCGGCUGAGCUGAAAUCAGAUGAAAAGUAUGGACGAAACGCCAAGGAGGAACUGGGCUGGCUGGCAAGACGGCAAGCGGUGCAGGCUGGUCGCAAGCAAGCGCAAGAGCUGCGCUCAAGGGUACAGCCCGCGCUGAUUCGUGCGGGCUUGUGGCAACUGACGUCUGCCUCUGACCCUGGAACGGGAGUGGACUCGCCGUGGGUUGCAGACAGUGCCGGCAGCCUGCAUGGGGACAUGGAGGUAGAUGCAAGCUUCUCCACCCGUGGCGGAGCAUUGCACGGCAUCGCUGCCGCUCGUGCACAGCGUGGUGGCUCGGGCUUGGGCGUUGGAGAUUUUCAGAAGACAAAAGAGGCUUUCAGGAUGGUCAAGCUCGAGUCCAGGGCCAAACAUGUCCUGUCGACGGUCGCUGCAUUCUACGCGGCCCAGCAGCAGCAUGAUGGCGGCAGAGGGACAACAUUUGUAAACAGCAGCGAAACACCGACCACCAGCGAUCUGCUCAUGUUCGCAUUGCUUGCGCCAGUCCUCUAUCCUCCGAGGAGCCGUGCGGCUUCUGGUUCCGACUUUGAGAGCAGUCGCUGGCCGCAGCCAUAUCUCGCCAACCUGCUACUGUUCGCCGGAGCCGGGGCAGGGCAACGCAUAGAAGAGGAGCAGCGAGGAGCCCGGGAAGUGGCCUCAGUGCGCACAAUUGUACAAGUGGUCGAAGCGGUGCGAGCGCGCCUCUGGCCGGAUGGUAACAACAGCAGCAAUGGCGUCGGCCCCGAGGGAAUCUCCUGGGCAAAUGCAGAACUCUCGGCUCAAGCAGCGUUUCGAGCAACAGCCUUGCGUGCGCGCGCAUCGACCACGCGAAAUGCGAUCGACACAGACGAAAAGCCCGUGAGCGUGGCAAGUUUUGCAUUGCUGCUUGCGCACGGCUUGCGAGAACAGAUCAACGCUUCGCUCAGUGCCGUCGCUGCGCCAUUCCGCUCCACUCCCAUCGCUCCGUCCUCGUUUUCGUCCGCCACCGCCCCUGCGUCCGGACAAGGCAACACACCAUUCAACAAUCAGGGAGAGAAGCCGACUCCUUCCGCAUCGGCGGCUCCCAGCGGAUCUUCGCCUCCGGCGCGACAAGUCGCUGAGAUUCGACGGCGCCGCUUAUGGUGGAUGACUGGCUCAGCAUUCGCCAUCAUCGGCUUUUUGUUUGCAAGCGAAAUCGUCAGUGUCGAGUUCACUGACGAUGAUGAGGAUGAAGAAGAAGACGAAAGGGAGGAGGAUCAGGCCAUUCACGGGGACGAAAAGGGAAUGAUCUUUGCACAAGAACUAACAGACGAUGGCCAGGAGGAAGAGGAGAUGGAGCUGGACGCCAAAGACUAUGAAGAUAAUUACGAGGAGUUUGAAUUACGCGAGGCUUUUGACGCCGAAGCAGGGGCAGAGGACAACCUCGACGACUAG